AUGAUCGAAGGCAUCAAGUCCGAUAUUGCGAGCCUGGUGGAAGUCAAGGACGGCACCGCGUCGGAAGAGUUGAAGAACGAAGGAGAGUCGGUGCGAGAUGGGCAAAUUCAGAGGAUCACUCGCAUAUCGUCCAUAAUCACAGUGAUCGUCUCCGGACUUGCCCUCUUCAGCGAUGGGUACAAUGCACAAAUCAUUGGAUACAUGAAGCCUCUCUUCAAAGAACUCUACAAGGAUGCAAUGUCGAGUACCAUCAGCUCCAGGCUCACAAAUUCAUAUCUCAUUGGCGAGAUCUUCGGCAUGCUUUUCUUCGGCUGGACGAUUGACAAGCUCGGAAGACGCACUGGUAUCGUCUUUGCCACGUUGUUCCUGGUAUUGGGCAUAGUCAUUGCCACUGCUGCGAAGGGCAAUUCUCAGCUCGGUAUGUUCUGGAUGAUGAUUAUUGGCAGGGGUAUAGCUGGAUUCGGUGCCGGGGGCGAGUAUCCAGUGUGCGCCACGGGUUCAACAGAGGCCUCGGAUGAGAGCGAAUAUGUUCAAAAAAGACGCGGUAUUCUUGUAGCGCUUACCACGAACUUCGCCAUCGACGUGGGCUUUGUCAUUGCGGGAUGUGUCGCUCUCAUUGUGUUGGCAGCAUACAAUUUCCAGACACCAGAGGGGGUUUGGAGAAUUUGCUUCGGGUUGGGCUUUGUGCUGCCGUUGUUUUUGUUCUUUUUUCGAAUCCGAAUGGUCGACUCAACGCAGUAUCGAAAGCAUGCCAUGAAGCAAGACAUCCCCUACUGGUUGAUUAUCAAGCGUUACUGGAAGCCAAUGCUGGGCACAUCCCUCUCUUGGUUUGCCUACGAUUUUGUCACAUACCCGUUUGGGUUGUUCUCAAGCACCAUCGUCAGCCAGCUGAAUCCCAACGACACACUCGUGCAGAACAUCGGACUCGGGACCGCCGUGAACUGCUUCUUCCUUCCUGGCUGCAUCGUCGGUGGAAUGCUCAUGGAUCGAAUCGGGCGCAAGCAGACCAUGACCCUGGGCUUUGCUUGCUGGUCGGUGAUGGGCUUCGUCAUCGGUGGUGCACUGGGGCCAAUCCAGAGAAUACCGGCUUUGUUCAUUGUGCUCUACGGAAUCUUCAAUGCAUUUGGAGAGAUGGGACCUGGAGUUGCGACCUUUCUCUGUAGCGCGGAGAGCUUUCCAACGCCCAUCCGUGGUCAUUUCCUCGGCCUUGCAGCAGCAGUCGGCAAGGCAGGAGCCGCCAUCGGGACGGAAGUCUUCACCCCCAUUCAGAAUUCCUUCUCCAACGAUUUCCAAGGAGUGCAAGCGGUGUUCCUGAUAGGCGCCGCCUUUGCCGCAGUUGGCGGAGUCAUUUCGUACACGCUCAUUCCUGAUCGCGAGCGGAAUCUCGAAGACGAAGACGCCAAGUUUCGUCGAUACCUGGAUGAACAUGGCUAUAUGACUGUCUUUGGGGAAAGUCUCCAAAAACAGACGAAAUCAACAACGUUCUGA
Dissoconium aciculare CBS 342.82 is the source of this 1488-nucleotide messenger RNA. Its product is annotated as MFS general substrate transporter. Gene Ontology annotation, cellular component: plasma membrane. Gene Ontology annotation, molecular function: carboxylic acid transmembrane transporter activity. Lineage: Eukaryota; Fungi; Ascomycota; Dothideomycetes; Mycosphaerellales; Dissoconiaceae. Gene Ontology annotation, biological process: carboxylic acid transport; transmembrane transport. The record is from RefSeq and is a predicted model, not a curated record. The transcript has 3 exons. The coding region runs from base 1 to 1488 and encodes 495 amino acids.